CAUGACAUUCUCUCACUAUCAGUCUUGCGCGCGGAGACACGGGUUAUUAAAGCUACGUUUCAUGAUUCAUACACAAUGUCAAACAACAGGCGGCAACUCUGUGGAUUUUGCGUGGAACGUCUCGUUGAUGGAUAUUUUAUAGUCAAUAGCAUAUGCCCGCCAAUGAUUUUAUAGACGUGGUUGCGGGACAUUCAACGAUUUUCCUCUUCAAUCAAGCUGCGUAUUUGGAUCUAUUGUGGAAUGGCUAAAGCGGCGUUGAUGGAUGUUUGCAUUAUUUUUUUUGUUGGAAUACUGGCAACAUUUGCAAACGGUUUCCCCUCUUUGCGGGAUGAUGUGAAUGAGGAGGGCAAGAUUGAGACGGCGCUUCCAAGCUUACCUUCGAGAAGUUCCUCUGAGAGGGCCAUCAAUGCUCUUGGAGCCAGCAAUGGCGGGGCCCCCACCUUUCCCUCUGGCAUGGUACCGGGGCCCCGGAGGCGAGCCAAGCGGUGUACAUGCUACACAUACAAAGACAAAGAGUGUGUGUACUAUUGUCACUUGGACAUCAUCUGGAUCAACACUCCAGAGCGAACCGUGCCGUAUGGCAUGUCCAGCUACCGGGGCUCUCAGCGGGUACGGCGCUCAGCCACCAACAGCGCUGCCACUGGAGAUAGCUCGGCACGCUGCACGUGUGCACGGCAGCAGGACUCCGACUGCAGGAACUUCUGCAAGAAGAGGGAGGAUUCCCCAUGACAUUUUAAACUGCCAGGCAAGUGUGAUAUAGAUGUCCCCAGGAAUGACCAAACAUCCAUGAAAACGUUUCCGUCCCCCUUGACACCUGGAAAUUUGACCUCUUUGAACAUUUUUCCUCUUCCAUUUUAAGACUACCCAGCGGUAUUCCUUUCAUCAAGGCAGAAACUGUAAAAGGCACAGAGUAAGAUGCUUUGGACUUCUCAAUAGUGGAAGACAGACAGGAUGUUGGUCUGCCUUCGAAGCCUUGGUAGUGUUAUGGACACUUUGAAGGACUGAUGAAAAGAGAGGGCAACAUAUCCAUUGUUGAAGGAAUGAUCUCUUCAAACAGCCUGAAAUCUGUGAAUGCAAUCUGGAAGCAAUGAUGUCUUCAGAAAGCCUGAAAUCUGUGUCGGGGAAAAAAGUCAAAGGGCUUUGGAGACUGGAGAUGUCCGGAGGAUGCUUAAUGUCAAAGACAAGACUGCCAUGGCUGAGGUGACAUUCAAGGAUUGAUGCAAAAGACUAAAUGAGAAAGGGAAUGACAGAAAUGUUUGCAGCAAUAUCCUUGUGUCCAAAGCAUCUGGUUUCUGCCUUCUCACACGUUUUUGUAUUUUAUACUGUUGUUCCAGUAGAACUGUCCAGAAUCGAGUGAUGCAACUAUGUGAUAUAUUUUUAUAUUAAUGUAAAAAUGUGCAAAGCACGAGUUAUAAUAUUGUUAUUUAGUAUACUGUACAGUUACAUGUAAUAAUGAUGGGUAGGUUUUUUCGAAAUCAACUACCACCUACCAUCCGUUUGCAAACUAUAGCAAGUCGACAAGAGGUUUGUAAUGAUUAAUGCAUUCUAACGCUUCCAGGUUCCAAAGAAAUCCCAAUGUCAAAAUGAUUGUUUCUCACCAACGCAAUGCCCAUAUGUCCAUAUUGUAUACAAUAGAUCUCAGCUACCAUUUGCUCCAGUAGUCUGAUCACUUCAGUUAAUGUGUGCUUACACGAACAUGGCCCAACUCAUGAAAUCUCGGCAAGUUGAGCAUCCACCACCUUCUGAACGAGUGAUGCAAUAAUGAUAGUGCCUGCUCUGUUGCCUUCUGCCAAUUACAACAGAGACUUUCAAGUUUCCUUAGGUUGGAAGGUGGUAUGAGGGCAAUAUAUACGUAUGUGUUCAUUUCAAGGAUAGCCAGUGUUUUUCUUCUAGAGUAGACAUCUAGUUAUCACACCACCAUAACGUUACAUUGUUUCCCAUAGCUUUGCUAAAUUGUUAACUUUCCCUAAUUGUCAUUCCUGUACCCAUGAAAAAUGUAAAAGGAACGUUUCUGAUGCAUUUCAUUAUGUGACGAUAGGAAACCUUGCUUUCUGGCCAUAUUGGUCUUUGAACAUAACAGAAACUCAAUUUGUCGGGACUGAGACCCAUUUCUUAGUCAAGUUUGAAAAAUCUAUAACAGUGGUUCUCAACCUCGUUUGAACAAUCGCCCCCUUGACCUCAUCAAUAGCCUGCCAACGCCCCCAUAACCUCAUCAUAAGCCUGCCAAUGCGGUCCUUAGUUUUAGAAAAAUAAAAUGGACUAUUGUUCCCCAUUUGCAACUGAGCAUUCGCUGUCUCAGUCGUCUCCUUCUCAACGCCCCCCUAAGGCUUCCUGACACUGUACAGCCCCCGUUGAGAAACACUAAUCUAUAACAACGACAU
Messenger RNA from Engraulis encrasicolus (European anchovy), 2381 nucleotides. Its product is annotated as endothelin-3. The transcript has 4 exons. Bases 241 to 729 code for a protein of 162 amino acids. Lineage: Eukaryota; Metazoa; Chordata; Actinopteri; Clupeiformes; Engraulidae. Gene Ontology annotation, cellular component: extracellular region. The record is from RefSeq and is a predicted model, not a curated record. Gene Ontology annotation, molecular function: endothelin B receptor binding; hormone activity. Gene Ontology annotation, biological process: intracellular calcium ion homeostasis; vein smooth muscle contraction; regulation of vasoconstriction.